Rhineura floridana is the source of this 4922-nucleotide messenger RNA. RefSeq names its product adaptor related protein complex 2 subunit alpha 1 (gene AP2A1). The transcript is spliced from 24 exons. The coding region runs from base 161 to 3106 and encodes 981 amino acids. Gene Ontology annotation, molecular function: clathrin-cargo adaptor activity. Gene Ontology annotation, biological process: intracellular protein transport; clathrin-dependent endocytosis. NCBI's taxonomy places the organism in Eukaryota, Metazoa, Chordata, Lepidosauria, Squamata, Rhineuridae. Gene Ontology annotation, cellular component: membrane coat; AP-2 adaptor complex. The record is from RefSeq and is a predicted model, not a curated record.
GAGAGGCGGUACCUCGGUCCAAUAGGACAUGAAAGCGCCCGUGUGACGGACGGAGCGACCGACCAAUCGGAUUGGUCCGGAUCGGUUCGGUGCUGCUGGGCCAGGUUCGGGCGCGGAGCGGAACGGAGCAUCGCCGGGGUCCCGAUCCGCUACCGCAACCAUGCCGGCCGUUUCCAAGGGAGACGGAAUGCGGGGCCUGGCCGUAUUUAUCUCCGACAUCCGAAACUGUAAGAGCAAAGAGGCUGAAAUUAAACGAAUCAACAAAGAGUUGGCCAACAUCCGGUCCAAAUUCAAGGGAGAUAAAGCCUUAGAUGGUUACAGCAAAAAGAAAUAUGUCUGCAAACUGCUUUUUAUCUUCCUACUGGGCCACGACAUCGAUUUUGGGCACAUGGAAGCUGUGAACCUGCUUAGCUCCAACAAGUACACAGAGAAGCAAAUUGGUUACCUGUUCAUUUCAGUGCUGGUGAACUCCAACAGUGAGCUGAUCCGCCUCAUCAACAAUGCCAUCAAGAAUGACUUGGCAAGCCGCAACCCCACCUUCAUGUGCCUAGCCCUGCACUGCAUCGCCAAUGUGGGCAGCCGUGAGAUGGCUGAGGCCUUUGCCUCUGAGAUCCCCCGCAUCCUGGUGGCCGGUGACACCAUGGAUAGCGUGAAGCAGAGUGCUGCCCUCUGCCUCCUGCGCCUCUACAAGACCUCACCUGACCUGGUGCCCAUGGGAGAGUGGACAUCGCGCGUGGUGCACCUUCUGAAUGAUCAGCACAUGGGUGUGGUCACAGCUGCUGUCAGUCUCAUUGCUUGCCUCUGCAAGAAGAAUCCUGAUGACUUCAAGACAUGUGUCUCCUUGGCUGUAUCCAGGCUCAGCAGGAUUGUGUCCUCGGCCUCCACAGACCUCCAGGACUACACCUAUUACUUUGUGCCAGCUCCCUGGCUCUCGGUCAAGCUCCUGCGGCUGCUGCAAUGUUAUCCUCCCCCAGAAGAUGCAGCAGUGAAAGGUCGUCUGGUCGAGUGCUUGGAGACUAUCCUCAACAAGGCCCAGGAGCCACCCAAGUCCAAGAAGGUUCAGCACUCCAAUGCCAAGAACGCUAUCCUGUUUGAAGCCAUCAGCCUCAUCAUCCACUACGACAGUGAACCCAAUCUGUUGGUGCGGGCAUGUAAUCAGCUAGGCCAGUUCCUACAGCAUCGGGAGACCAACCUACGAUACCUGGCCCUGGAGAGCAUGUGCACCCUGGCCAGCUCCGAAUUCUCCCAUGAAGCCGUCAAGACCCACAUUGAGACUGUCAUCAAUGCCCUCAAGACGGAGCGGGAUGUGAGUGUACGCCAGCGGGCUGCUGAUCUCCUCUAUGCCAUGUGUGACCGCACCAAUGCCAAGCAGAUAGUCUCGGAGAUGCUUAGCUACCUGGAAACAGCUGAUUACUCCAUCCGGGAGGAAAUUGUACUGAAGGUGGCUAUCCUGGCAGAAAAAUAUGCAGUGGACUACAGCUGGUAUGUGGACACUAUCCUCAACUUGAUCCGUAUCGCCGGGGACUACGUGAGCGAGGAGGUCUGGUACCGCGUCAUCCAGAUCGUCAUUAACCGAGAUGAUGUGCAAGGCUAUGCUGCCAAGACUGUCUUUGAGGCCCUACAGGCUCCAGCUUGUCAUGAGAACAUGGUGAAAGUCGGCGGCUACAUCUUGGGGGAGUUUGGGAACCUCAUCGCCGGAGAUCCUCGCUCUAGCCCUCUGGUGCAGUUCAACCUCCUGCACUCCAAAUUCCACCUCUGCAGCGUCUCCACCCGGGCCCUGCUGCUCUCCACCUACAUCAAGUUCAUUAACCUCUUCCCUGAGACCAAGGGCACCAUCCAGGAAGUGCUGCGCUCGGACAGCCAGAUCCGCAACGCCGACGUGGAGCUGCAGCAGCGCGCGGUGGAGUACCUGAAGCUCAGCUCCAUUGCCAGCACUGAUGUCCUGGCGACGGUGCUGGAGGAGAUGCCUCCAUUCCCUGAACGUGAGUCCUCCAUCCUGGCUAAGCUCAAGAAAAAAAAGGGCCCUGGAGCUGGCAGCGAACUGGACGAUGGCAAGAAGGACCCGAACUCGGAGAUCAAUGGGGGCAUGGAGCCCUCAACCAGCACUGCCUGCAGGAGUAGAGAAAAAGCAUGCUCCCACAGCGCAGGGCCCGGUGCCUUUUCCUCUGCCCCCAAGUCGACGCCAUCCCCGUCUGCCGACCUCCUGGGCCUCCGGGCAACCCCAGCAACUGCUUCCGGUGUCCCGGCCAGUGCCGGCAACCUUCUGGUGGACGUGUUCUCUGACAGCCCCUCAGCUGCAACUGGCCUCGUGUCGGGUGCCGAAGAGAACUUCUUGAGCUCAGGGGCUGCCGCUUCUGUCUCUGAGGACCCCGCUUUGCCUAUUGCUGAGGCCGAUGAACUGCUUCACAAGUUCGUGUGCAAGAAUAAUGGAGUGCUCUUUGAGAACCAGCUGCUUCAAAUUGGGGUAAAAUCGGAGUUCCGGCAGAACUUGGGCCGGAUGUAUCUCUUCUAUGGGAACAAAACGUCUGUCCAGUUCCAGAGCUUUACCCCUACAGUCAGCUACCCAGGAGACCUCCAGAGCCAGCUCAACAUCCAAACAAAAGCAGUGGAGCCCCUGGUGGAGGGAGGUGCUCAAGUUCAACAGGUCCUGAACAUUGAGUGCCUGAGCGACUUCACAGAAGCCCCCCUCAUCAAUAUAAAAUUCCGGUAUGGUGGGACGCUGCAGAACCUCACACUCAAAUUGCCCAUAACCGUCAACAAAUUUUUCCAGGCAACAGAGAUGCAAUCACAAGACUUUUUCCAGCGCUGGAAACAGCUCAGCCUGCCACAGCAGGAAGCCCAGAAAAUCUUCAAAGCAAACCACCCCAUGGAUUCCGAAGUGACUAAGGCCAAGCUGUUAGGUUUUGGCAGUGCGCUUUUAGAGAAAGUGGAUCCAAACCCUGAUAACUACGUAGGAGCUGGGAUCAUCCAGACAAAGGCGCUGCAGGUUGGAUGCUUGCUGCGGCUGGAGCCCAAUGCCCAGGCACAGAUGUACCGGCUGACUCUCCGUACCAGCAAGGAGUCUGUUUCAAAGCACCUUUGUGAGCUGCUCUCUCAGCAGUUCUGAGAUACUGGCCACACCAGAGGGGGAGGGGGGGAAGGGGAGGCCGUUCCUGCACACUUGGCUGCCUGCGUCCAUCCCCUCCCACCUCCCUCCAAACCAGGGGCCUCCAGAAAGACUGUAUUGCUCCCUGCCUGUUGUUGUGAUAACCUCUGUGUUCUCAUUGCUUAGCCCGGGCCAGCACCGAGGGGGGGGGAAUAAAGCAAGGGAGGGGAGCAGAAAUGUGGUCCCUGGGAUGGACAGACUCUGAAAAGGGGGAGGGAGGGAUGAUGUGUGUCUGCACAAGGCGUUCUUCCAGGAGUAAUCUUCCCCUUGCCAGGAGGGUGGCCCUCAGAAGAAAGCCAAGAUCUCUCUUAUCCCAUUGGCCUAACUCCAAAUCAGGCUGAGAUUUGUGGUCUUAAUCCCUAUCCCUGCUCCUUUAUGAUUUAGUCUGGCAUUUUUGGUUUUGUUUACAACACUUACCCCUUCUUUCCCCAUCCAAGGGCCUUCCCCCUUUCAGUAGGGGAGGUGGCAUAUACAUGUCAGCUACCCUGCUUUCCCGAGCUGGCUGUGGGGAGGAAUGGGGUGUGGGGCUUUUUGGGGGGGGAGGGGGGAAUUGCUUGUAGGGGAUUGUUUUUGUGUUUCUUUGCCUUGUGUAUUUCCCUGGGGUGUGUGAGAAUUCUCUCCCUUUCCUUUGUCAUGGACCAUUCCAGUGUUACAGUUGCGUGCGUUUAUUGUGGGAACGUAACCUUACUCAAGAGCAGGCCUGCCUCCCCCUUUUAUCACUGCUUAGAAGGAAAAACUGCAUGACAGUGGAGAGGGCUGUGGGGGAAGAGAUUCCUAAUCAACUUCCGCUCCUGACUCCCUUCCCCACUUUCCAAAUCCAGAGUGUUUAAUGGGACUCUCAAGCAGCUGUAAGGUUUGGGGAGACUCGACUCUGGAAUGCUGCCCUCCAUGCAUUUUGGAAAGGGGGGGGAAGGUUCAGUUCACGCUAGUUUGGGGGUGUCCCAGCUUCCCAUGCUGGCCCGGGCUCCAUGUUACUCUGCUGUGUAGGUGUUAUCUAGCGCAUCUUAGUUUUAUCUGGGUUUUGAAUGCCUGUAUCUAUCUCCAUGUGACUAAUAAAGCCGUGAGGGCGGGGGAGAGCCAGAAUCAAGCCAGGCUGGGUCACCCCCACACCGCUGACUGACUUGUUGUGCGCUGCUUUUUAAUUGUGGGUAAAUGAGAUAUGGGGGGAGCAGAGAUCCCACCCCUUAGAACGGAGAUGCAGUCAUCUCUAGACAAGGGAUAUCCAUGGUAUUGAGAAGACAAAAUCUGGUAUUUGUUCUACGGUGGCUUCUAGCCAUGUGGAUGGAUGCCUGUUUGUUCACAGUUGGAACCACUAUAUUUUUGGUGGGGUGCUUUGACCCAUCACCUAUAGAACUAGCUGUUCAACUCCAGCUGUAUGUAAUUGGAAGCAGCACUGAUAUGCCAAGAAGUGAUAGUUAACACUUUGCAAGGAAAGAGCAACAACUCUAUUAUGUCAGUGACACAAAACAGAGCUUUUGCUGGGGCCGGAAUGCAGGAAGGCUUUCUAGGGUACUCUGGCUAUGAGACUGAGGGCAGAUGUUAAAAAGAAGAGGGAGACCAACUUCUUCCUGGGAAGCACAAUGCACCUGCCUUUUGUACUCACUCCCCUUCCUGCAGACCCUAAAGCAGCAGGGAGUUUGGGAGGGGGCGGCUAAUUAAAGAUUAGGAGACCAUGUUUACUUCCCUAUUUCUGGUGGGUGUUUAAAUCUGUAACAAGAACCUCCCCUUUAAUUCUGUGUGGUGUGAAUAAAUUAUGCAGAUAAUCUGCAUAACUGUA